Molecule: messenger RNA, 1623 nt
Organism: Fraxinus pennsylvanica
Lineage: Eukaryota; Viridiplantae; Streptophyta; Magnoliopsida; Lamiales; Oleaceae
Source: the annotation of a GenBank genome assembly
AUGAAAGGUUUAGCAAUCCAACAAUCACAUCCCCUCGUCGAAGAAAAUAUGUCGAAUUUGACUUCUGCCUCUGGUGAAGCCAGCGUUUCUUCUUCGACUAACAAAACUGAUAAUGGUGUAAUGUACCCACCUCAGUAUUUUCCUCCAGCAAAUGAUCAGUCUCAGCCUCAACUUGUGAAGAAAAAGAGAAAUCAACCAGGCAAUCCAGAUCCUGGUGCAGAAGUGAUAGCUUUAUCACCAAGAACUCUCUUGGCAACCAACAGAUUUGUGUGUGAAAUUUGCAACAAAGGGUUUCAAAGAGAUCAGAAUCUUCAACUUCACAGAAGAGGGCACAAUUUGCCAUGGAAGCUUAAGCAGAGAACAAGUAAAGAAGUGAGGAAGAAAGUAUAUAUUUGCCCAGAAACUACUUGUGUACACCAUGAUCCAUCAAGGGCACUUGGGGACCUAACAGGGAUCAAGAAGCACUUUUGUAGAAAACAUGGGGAGAAGAAAUGGAAAUGUGAGAAAUGUUCAAAGAAAUAUGCAGUUCAAUCUGAUUGGAAAGCCCACUCCAAAACCUGUGGCACUAGGGAGUACAGAUGUGACUGUGGAACCCUUUUCUCAAGGAGGGACAGUUUUAUUACUCACAGAACCUUUUGUGAUGCUCUAGCAGAAGAGAGAGCAAAAACAAUAACUAGAAACAACACCCCAAUUCUCACAUCUCAAGCAAGUUUUUCAACAUGCCAUAUAAACCUUCAAGUUUCACCCCAAUUCAAUGCUCAUAAUUUCCCAUUCCCAAUAAAAAAAGAGCAACAAAAUUUCAGUUCUAGACCUGAGAUUCCACCAUGGCUAGCUUCUUGUCCACCAGCACUGGGACCUGGACCCACUCCUGGCUCUGGCCCGCCACUAAUCGACCUUUCUCCGUCAAUCCUCAACCCUAGAUUAGAUCAAGAAUUUUCUCGGGAUGAGCUACUAUUUUCUCAGAAUCAAAACCCUAACCCUAGUAGUGGCCAUGGACCCUCAAGGGCCUCAACCCUACUACCUUAUAACUCAGCUGCAUCUCCUCAUGUUUCAGCCACUGCAUUGCUACAGAAAGCUACACAAAUGGGUGCAAAAACUAGCCCAUGUCCAUCACUGGCGGCCAUGCUUAUUAGACCCCACCAAGAUCACAUGUCCGCUGCAGAUUCUGUUCAUAGUACAACAGCUGGUUUUGGUCUAAACUUGUCCUCACGUGAGAAAAUGGCCAGUGGGUUCAUCGAUGGCUUGGCUUUAUAUGGGAAUAAAGCUGCACUGAAAGGUAGUACAGACACAGGUGCACCAGCAGCAGGUGAAAGUGGUGGAAGUGGACCUUCUUUGCUUCAUGACAUGCUGAUGAACAAUACUGGAUUUGAAGGAUCAACUUUUGAAGAUGCAUUUGGUGGGAUCUUCAAUUCUUUAAAGAAAGAUGAAAUUUUUCAUGCAGCCCAUAAUAAGUUUAGCACAAGUGAAGGUGGUGGAAUUGAUGGAACUACAAGGGAUUUCUUGGGAUUAAGGCCUAUUUCUCAUAGUGACAUUUUGAGUAUUACUGGCCUUGAUCAUAACUGCAUGAAGACUUCUUAUGAGGAUCGAAACGAAAUAGAAAACCCGAAAUCUUGGCAAGGUUAG